Naegleria lovaniensis is the source of this 831-nucleotide messenger RNA. RefSeq lists its product as uncharacterized. The transcript has 2 exons. The record is from RefSeq and is a predicted model, not a curated record. Lineage: Eukaryota; Heterolobosea; Eutetramitea; Acrasida; Naegleriidae. Bases 1 to 831 code for a protein of 276 amino acids.
AUGGAUAGAAUUGUUCUUAUCAAACCAGUUGGUUCUCUGUCACCAGUUGCAGAUGCUCCUCGAUAUGGUCUUCCUACAUUACCUGGAUCUACAAAUACCAUGCCUUCCCUACCACUCUUCCUUUCCAACAAGCCAUCUUCUACGAAUAGCUCAUUCACUUCAGAUAAUUCAGAUUUGUUAUCGACUACAAGAUCGACAUCAUUUAGAGAAAGUACAAGUGGCAGUGGACAAGGUGGCUCUUCAACAACAGUUAAAUCACCAAGAAAUAAUUGGAACAUCACAUCAAAAUCUCACUAUGAAGAUAAGAGACCAUUCCACUACAAUCGUGAAACUAUUGAUUCAUUCCUUAAUGCUGAUGUGAAAGAACAAAACAAACAACAACAUCAAAAGAGAGUUCUUGUUAAUCCAAUGUCAUCACUUUCAGCCUAUGAAGAACUCGAUCUUGAUAAAUUAACAAUUAUUUCACUCGAUAAAUAUGAAGGAAUGGAUGACGAUUUUGAAAUUGAAACAACAAACAAACUCUACAGAUUGAGACCACUUCCACAAUGGGACACUGUUGAACAGGAGGAAUUAAACUUCAUGUACAAGGCAGAUCGAGCAGUUCAUGGCGAAGAAAUUUAUUUCAAAACCAAUCCAUUACCUGUUGUUAUUGGGAGGAAACGUUUGGAUAAACUUUCGAAUUUCUUUUUGGAUGAGGAAUGUGACAGAGAGGAAUUGGAAAGAUUACCAAAUUCUGUGGAGGGACUCAAAUUAUUACUUUUGCAAAUGCAGAAGGAGAGUGGCGUAUUGAAACAACAAUUGUUUUUAGGAGGAGUGAAGAGUGCCGAGUGA